UUCUCGGGAGGCUCGUGACGAGAUACAAGCAUGGCGUCCGCCGUGAAGUUGAAUGAUAUGACCGAGGGUUGGAAUAAAUGGCAGGUUGGAUUAGUUGUAGGUGUUGGAGCUCUGGGGGUCGCCGGACUUUGGUAUUACAUGAGAAGGAAAGGAGAGGUCAAAGUCGAUAAACUGGACAUUGUCGAUUCUAACCAAAAUGCCAACAACAAGGCGUCUGCUAAACCGAAGUCACUGCAAGAACAAGCUCAGGAAUCCAAGAAGGAAGGUAAUGUUUUCUUCAAGAAUGGCCAAUACCCAGCUGCUAUCUCCUGCUACACACAGGCCAUCAAGAUGUGUCCACAGGAACAUUCUGGAGAUAUCGCCACAUUCUACCAAAACCGUGCAGCAGCCUUUGAACAACUGGGAGAGAAAAACAAUGUCCUUGAAGACCUGAAUCAGGCAAUAUCCCUCAACAAACGCUACCCCAAAGCACUUGCUCGUCGGGCCAGGGCUCACGAGAUUGCAGAAAACUAUGCAUUGGCCCUAGAAGACAUCACAGCAUGCUGUUUGUUGGAGGGCUUCCAGAACCAGCAGAGUCUGGUCGUGGCUGACCGUGUCCUCAAACUACUCGGCAAGAGCAAGGCCCGUGAAACAUAUUCUAGUCGCACACCAUCACUGCCAUCACAGUUCUUCAUGAAGAAUUACUUUGCUGGCUUCUGUCACGACCCCAUCUUCAAAACAUCCAGUGCUGGGAAGGCUGAACCCCUGACGAAGCCGGAGGAAGGGGAGACAACUGAGGAACCUGUGCUUAAUGGAGAAGCAGAGGGCACUACAAAAGAAGAAAGCCUCUUUGAGCAGGCCCAGCAACAGGUCAACCAGCAGCAGUAUGGGCAGCUCAUCGAACUGUGUACCAAGGAGCUGGAGCUGAAGGACACCCCCCACCGCCACAAGGCCCUACUGAUGAGGGGUACCAUGUAUGUCCUGUACGGCCAGGGCGAGGAGGCCAUGAAGGAUCUGUCCACUUUGUUGGAGAUGGAAGGAGUGGACACAAAGGUGCGAGUGAAUGCCCUGGUCAAGAUGGGGAGUCUGGUGAUGCAGGCUGACAACGCACAGGAGGCUCUGGUGUGUUUCUCCACUGCUGAGAAGGAGGACAACAAGAACUCAGACGUGUUCCAUCAUCGUGGACAGCAACUGCUUUUGGUGGAGAAACUAGAUGAUGCCAUCAAGGACUUUGACAUGAGCAUCAGCCUGUCUCCAGACUUUGCCACAUCCUAUGUCCAGAGAGCCUAUGCAGAGCACAGAUCUGCGGUCACGCAGCAGAGUCCAAUGAAACUGAUGAAGGCCGACGCCAGCUUCAAGCAGGCUCUAGAGAAGUUCCCCAACUGCUCAGACAUCUACUUGCUGUAUGGACAGGCCCAGUGUGAUCAGGGAGACUUCACCCGUGCUGAGGAACUGUUCACCAGGGCCGAGAGCCUGGAGCCUGACAAUGCCAACAUCCUGGUGCAUCGUGGGUUGCUGUGUCUGCAGACUAGCAAGGAUCCGAACCAGGCCCUUGCCAUCAUCCGGCGAGCAGUGGAGGUCGACCCGCUCUGUGAAUAUGCACAUGAAAUCAUUGGCACUAUUGAGGUUCAGAGAACCAACAUGACGGCUGCUGAAUACCACUUCAACAAGGCAAUAGAGCUGUCUAAGUCCGAGGCCGAGAUGGCGCACCUGUUCUCCCUGCUCCACGCCUCCCAGAUACAGACCCGUGUCGCACAGAAGCUGGGCAUCGAGGUCCCAACAUUCGGACCCUAAACCAUCUUGUUAUACAGGUAAACAGGGCUUGUCAUCUACCAUAGGUAUUCCAUACAAGUUAGAUAAACGUAAUAAUGGUUUUAAUAUUGUGAAAAUAUUUUGAAGGUAUGGACUUACGGUCAUUUUUGUUUAUUAGAACAAGAAUGAUCUGAUGUAAUGUAGGGGAAGUAAGUGAAUGGAAUUUCAUAGUGAAAGACUUUUACCAGGAGGUCUAUGAAUAAUUUAGUUUUAUGUGUGCAUGAUGUGAGCACCAUAUAAUGUUAUUAGUUUUGUUUGGAUUAGAAGUGAGAAACAUAUAGAGAUUAUUACAUGAGCAAGUGUGUCAUAGGACUUAUACGAAAUGAGUGUGAAAUGUUGUAUUACACAAUUUUGCACGAGUUUCGUAUAAGUCGUGUGGCACACAUGCGAGUGUAAUAAUUUCUUUAUCAUCCAUUAUAUUCAUGUACUUUUGUACAGUAAAACAUGCUAAGCCAUUGUGACUGUCCUGUUCAUUGAUGUCAUGUUCAAUUGUUUAAUGACGUCGCAGACGACGAAAUACAGAAGAAAUGGUUGCUAGGCAAAAGUGAUAUAUGCACAUGUGCACAUAUGAUAUAUAUAUUAUAUGACACUAGUUAUGUUUCACCAUAUGGAUAAUAAAUAUUAUUACGACAACCCUGUUUACUGAAGUACUGAAUAUUACUGUGUGAUUGAAUGUUAGAAUUAUUACUUUAUAAGAUAAGUUAAGAAAAUGUAAGAAAUGUUGUUGAACCAUUCCAAUGCAUCAGAUUAACCAUUUUCUGAUUAUGUCUUGGAAUUAUAUUAAUUAUGUAGAGAGAAGCACUUUGAUUGGUAAAUAUCCUUAUGCUGGUAGAUAGGACCGAAUUGAAUUGUGAUAGAAGCAUGAUUCAAGAUGACUGGCUGUUGAUGUAGAUAGUUGACUUGCACUUGUAAAUUAUGGCUUGUUUUGUACCACUUUUAUUACAUUAUGACAGUACUAUCCGGGAGAGAAUGACACAGUUGGAACUGUGACAGUGCUUGGUGGGAUGUAAGCAGAUGUCUGUGUCUGUGUCAGAAUCCGCUUCUACAGAUCCUCACCCAUCCUCGAUAAUCUCCACGGUAUACGUUCUGAUAAAUCUCCACUAGUACCCUGGAUGCAUAUACUUCUUAUAUCUAUUACUAAUUGUAUUAGCUUCCUUCGCUGGCUCCACCUUCUCACAGUAGCCAAUCAGAUAAACCAUUACAACCAAGUUUACCAGUAUCAACAAGGAUGGUGGCUGCAGCCGCAAGUGUUUGCUCGCUGUGCGACUCAGGUUUAGGGAAAAAAUAAUACAGACAAACUGACAGGUCUGAAACCUUAAAAAAGUAUAUGCAAGAACUCCUCCUACCUCUUUCGGGGUAUCUCUGCAACAAUUGUGUUGCCAAGUUUAAAUAAAAGAAGCGGAAGUGAGUUAUGAUAGAAGCCUUGUGAUUGGUAU
Haliotis rubra (blacklip abalone) is the source of this 3227-nucleotide messenger RNA. RefSeq names its product mitochondrial import receptor subunit TOM70-like. The record is from RefSeq and is a predicted model, not a curated record. Gene Ontology annotation, molecular function: protein binding. The coding region runs from base 31 to 1773 and encodes 580 amino acids. Lineage: Eukaryota; Metazoa; Mollusca; Gastropoda; Lepetellida; Haliotidae. The transcript is spliced from 12 exons.